AGGCCAUUGUCUCCACCUCACAGCAGCUGCGCAUCAUCUUCAACAACUCCUGGGUCUGUCCUUUCUACUAGAAAUUUGCUGGCCUCCUUAAUUUCUUGCUGUCUCUACAGCUCAGGUCUCCAUUUCUAGGAAGACCCGCAGCCUCUUACUCGAUUUUUUUGUGUUGUGGAAUUUAUGACUAGCUUGGAAUCCAGAGUCCAAAGAUGUUCGGUCUUUCUUACGGGGAGCUCUUUUUCUUGAUUGGAGCCACUGCCGCUCUCGUUGGCCCAAAGGAUCUCCCUUUAAUUGCCAGAGUAGCUGGAAGAUUGGCAGGCCGAGCAAUUGGGUAUGUUCAAUUGGCUCGUGGGCAAUUUGAUACUGUUAUGCAGCAAACUCAAGCACGCCAGGUCCACAAAGAGCUGCAAGAUACAAUGGCACAACUAGAUGCAAUUCGUUAUGAAAUACGAAGCUUAUCCCUCAUGAAUCCUGGUCCAUUGACUCGAAGAAUGACAGAAACUCCUCUAGAGCCUACACCUGACACCAGUGGAGGCAGUGUUUCACACAAGAAACAUGAGGAGAACUUAAUUGCUGCUAUUGACACAAGGGUGAAGGAUUAUAGUUCCACAUCUCUGGGUUCAACUAUGUUGCACAGCCAAGCUACUGCUUAUGCAAGAUUGGCUGAAUCUGAAGCUGUUAAGGCUGCUUCUCUUAAGAUCAAUGUUGAACAAGAAAACCUUAAGGGUGGCAAUGUUGAUUUCUCUGUUAUUCCAGUUUCAGCUGAAAGUGCUGGUUUUCUUCCAAAUCGCAAAGAGAGUUUAAAGGGUUCAGAUAUUGUGUUGGAAGCAGUACUCGAGGCAGAGGUAGCACGGAAUGCCAAAGAUUUCUUUUCUCAGCCUCAAAAUCAGAUACAGUAAAGGGAGAAGGGAGAAGGUAGUGCUCUGUAUUCUUUGUCUAUCUUCUUAGCAGUACCAUAUAAAUGAAAAUUGUUAGAGCGGUAAAACACCAUAAUAUACAUUUUCAAGUUUUCUUCCCUUUUUUUUUUCUUCCCAAGCCUUCUAUUUGUAGUUUAGUCAUUUCGUUGAUCCAACAUGCUUUUGGGACUAGUUCCUCAUAGUUGUUUGAUCUAUGUUAUUACUACAAAUUUGUGACAGAUCUAUUGCUAAUUAAUCUUCUCUUGUAGCGCUUCUGAGCAAUGUUACAUCUUUGUCUGCUUCCAAUUUUUUGAAAUUGUUAAUUUUUCUAACCUACUAAUGCCCGUUAAUGUAGUGUGGGAAUUGAAAAAUGCUUAAUGGUAUGAUGAUUUGGAAAUUUUAUUUGAUUUGAUCUUUCUCAUUUGAGAGUGCGGAGAAACACUUGCAGGAGGUUGGGAAUCAGGCAGGCAGUGCAUAUAUGCCUUGAAUUUGUUGAAAUGGUUGUUGUCAGGAUUUUCUUAGGAUGUGCAAACUACUUGCUGAACAGGGAUACAGCUUUCAAUCAUUUAGAAUUUUGCUCUUUGUUUCAUUUCCUGGGAAAAUCAUUUCACUACCUUUUUCUAUCUAACCUGUUAUCAUU
Messenger RNA from Rubroshorea leprosula, 1530 nucleotides. NCBI's taxonomy places the organism in Eukaryota, Viridiplantae, Streptophyta, Magnoliopsida, Malvales, Dipterocarpaceae. The record is from the annotation of a GenBank genome assembly.